AUGAAGUUCCGCUUUCCAGCGAUGGCUGCAAAAGCAAGCGCAGAUGCCACUGCCAGCAAGGCAUUUGGUUCUGAUGGUACAGGGCCAACUUACAUAGAGAUCAUCGUGGAUUGUACUAUCGGAUUUUUGGUGAUUAUUAUAUUUGUUGUUCUCUUUGCAACGAUUGUCGUUAGAAGGCGACGUGAAGAAGCCAGCCGAAAUGAGAGCAACAAAAAAAGCGAAAAAGUACCAUCAAGCCCCGCUCACGGAGCAGAUGUUUCACCUCACAAAGACACUGAUGGUCCGGCCCGCAAAGGAAGUGAUAAUCGACCUCGCGAAGACCAUACUCCUGAUUCUCGACCUCGCGAGGAUAGUACUCUUCCUGAUACUCGACCGCGCGAGGACAGUACACCUCCGGAUGCAGCAAAACCAGAUGGUGGUGGCGGAGGUGCUGGAGCUCCUCUAACGGCGGUAGGAUGGAUGCGGGAAAUCGCCGAUAUUGGUCAGCCAACAGCGUGA
Ostertagia ostertagi is the source of this 498-nucleotide messenger RNA. NCBI's taxonomy places the organism in Eukaryota, Metazoa, Nematoda, Chromadorea, Rhabditida, Trichostrongylidae. The record is from the annotation of a GenBank genome assembly.